GCCUGAAACCCGUCUUACUGAACACCUACGUUCUAAAAGGAACCCCCAUGCAUAAUUUGAGACUCUUAGCUCUUGUAGCUUCUGACAUUUAGUGACGAGUCAGUCAAUGACCUUAUGUUCGAAAGACUCUAUUCUGUUUGAAAACCGAAUCUGUACCAGUGGUCGAAAGGAACAAAAUUGGAUUUUUUUAAUUACAGGCCGGACGAAGGAAGAGCAAGACAAUUACCUGGACCGCCUGUGUGCUAUACGGAGGAAUGUUCAACUCAUACUCCACUAUGGCACAGUGAUCCCUUUCCAAUGGUACACCAAAGGGUACAGAUGCUUCUACUGCCAAAAACCUAUGCGAGACUGCGAAAGUCUUAAAGAACAUACCGUUUUAAAACACCAUAGCGUGGAUUUAGACAAUUUCAUACCGCAAAGGAUCAUAACCAAAGAUAUACCAGUCAAAGUAGAUAUCAGCAGUGUUGGCUGCAAAAUAUGUUGUGAAAAUUUCAAUAAUUUAGACGAUUUGACUAGGCAUAUUACAGAAGUUCACGAAGAGAAUUACGACUACACGAUUGGGGUUUGCAUAUUCCCGUUUCUAUUGACGAAAGACAUUAUGCCCUGCUGUUUAUGCGACGCCCAAUAUGACAACAUAACAUGCAUGGUAACACAUAUGUACAAGGAGCAUAUAACACACAGAUUUAUAUGCCAAAUAUGCGGCCUAAGUUUCAUCGACAAGGUGAGGCUGCAAAGGCAUAUAACAAAGAGUCAUAUCGGGCAUAAAUGCUCGUUAUGCCAGAAAGUUUUCGACGCGUUCCACAAACUAGAGAAACAUAAGCAAAGAAUCCACGGACAGAUUAAAACCCAUGAGUGUACUUUGUGUACAGCGAGUUUUGAGAAUGGAUACCAAGUUAAAGUGCAUAUGGGUAAGGUGCAUAACGUAGAAAAGUAUAGGAUUAAGUGCGAAUUGUGCCCGAAAGUGACUACGACCAAAGGCGCAAUGCUCUUGCAUGUGCAGUCCAUCCACUCGGAUGUUAGAUACGAAUGUGAUCUGUGCGAUUACAAAUGCGGUAUUAAGUGGAUGAUCAAAUUGCACAAGCGCAAACAUUACGGGGAAAAAAACUACGUAUGCAGUGUUUGUUCGAGAAAAUUCGGUCGUUCGAGCAAUGUGAGGGCACACAUGAAAGUCCAUACUGGAAACGUGGGGAGGGUCUGCCGAUGGUGCAAACACGGCUUCACGGAUCUAGAAACGUUGCAUAAACACGAAAUGGAGUCGCAUUAUUACCACGAAUACGUAUAAAUGGUUAAAAUGUAAAAUAAUAUUGUAUCCUGUAAAAUGUAAGUUGAUUUUAAUGACAGAGGAGUCUAUAAAGAAUUCGUCUAAAGAAAGCAAUAUUGCAUUUUGACAUUUGCACAUAUAAAAGUAAGUGUGCAAUGGCAACAAAUCCGUUUUUAGUU
Messenger RNA from Pectinophora gossypiella (pink bollworm), 1440 nucleotides. Its product is annotated as zinc finger protein 26-like. Gene Ontology annotation, biological process: regulation of transcription by RNA polymerase II. Gene Ontology annotation, molecular function: RNA polymerase II transcription regulatory region sequence-specific DNA binding; DNA-binding transcription factor activity, RNA polymerase II-specific. Gene Ontology annotation, cellular component: nucleus. The transcript has a single exon. Lineage: Eukaryota; Metazoa; Arthropoda; Insecta; Lepidoptera; Gelechiidae. The coding region runs from base 107 to 1282 and encodes 391 amino acids. The record is from RefSeq and is a predicted model, not a curated record.